AAAUGAUAAGGAUAUGGGGUAACUAUUUUCGAAUUAUCAUAGUGCUUCUCAGCUUCAUGUGUCUUGUUUCCGUGUGCUCUAAUUAUAUAAUUAUCAAUUUUACAUUUAUUUGCAUGAAAGAUGAUUUGAGUCAAACAACGGAAGUUAAUGGGACCCUUAAAAGUAUUUACGAUUAUACACCUACUGAGAAAAAGUACAUUCUAUGGGCAGUUGCAUUUGGUACAAUGGUUGGAACAUUUCCCAUUAAUAUCCUCUACGUCAAAUAUGGUGCAAGAAUUCCAUUUUUCUCGGCUGGAGUGUUAUCCGCCGUCACUACAGGAUUGACACCGUGGGCAGCCGCUCAGUCAAUGUGGAUUUUUGUAGCUUUGAGAUUUUUACAGGUUGUUCGACUUUUUUUCUUACUGUUUCAUGUUUCCUAUUUGAAAAGUUGGCGUUUUUGCGUUUGUUCGUUUAUACAUUAAUUGUUUAAAAAUCAAAAAUUCAGUAAGCAGAAAAUUUUUACAUUUUGCAAGACCAUCUUUACUUUUGGCAUGUGAUUUUAAAGUAGGUGUUAACAAAAAAACACAACGAAUUUUGAAACUAAAACCAAAAAAGUAUAGUUGCAGAGAAAAUAGAAUUGUUCUCUAAAAAUAUUUUUUAACAUAAAAUAUGCCAUAUUUGUGAUUCUUAUUUAAGUAUUUGCUUCAAUGGAAACUCGUACAUAUAAAGUUUCAGGGUGUUGCAUAUUCAGCCGAUUUUGCUGCAAUUGGAAUCGUUAUUUCAAAGUGGGCACCACUCGAUGAAACUGCAAUUUUUAUUGCCACUCUAACUUCUUUCACUUCAAUUGCUUCGAUUAUAACAAAUGGAGCAAGCGGUGUUAUUUGUGACACUUUGGGUUGGCAAUGGAGUUUCUAUUUCCACUCAGCCACCUGUCUUCUCAUCUUCUGUUGCUGGGUUCUCAUCUAUCAAGAUGAUCCAACAUUUCAUAAAAGUGUCAGUGUCAAAGAGCUUGGAUGGAUUCAGAAGAACAAGUCAGAAGCUCAUAUAAAAGUUGGAAUGAAGGUUCCGUACAAGGCAAUUUUCACAAGUCCAGUUGUCCUUACUGUCUGGUUAUGUGCAUUCACAGAACUCUCCACGUUGAUUCUCAUUGCCACGUAUGGUCCAAUUUAUUUCAGAAGUGUUUUAGGAUUUGAUGUGAGUUUUAAUAAUUUGUUAGUUAUGACAGUUUCAUUAAGAUCAAAAUAAUUGGAUUUUAUCUGGGAAUUAUGAUUGCUAUCCAUCUCCCAUUCAGAUUUGUAUGCGCCUUUUUGAGUGAUAAAACGAAGUGAGUUUGAAAAAAAUAUAAAAUUUCCAAUGUUUCAGAUAGUUUUUCAAGAGUUUGCUCUUUUUAUUGCAUCUAUUCUACUGUUGUUCAAGAACAUAGCCAAGCGAUUGUUUUCCGGCAAAUUGCAGUUUUUAAAUAAUUUAAAAACUAAAAAUUAUAGUUAUAUUCUGUACUUUUGCUAGAUUUGACAACUGGCGGGAGUCAAAAUACAUAUAUUCGAUUUUCCACAGUUUCAGACAUAAAUUUCUAGAUUUACUGAUUUCCACCAAAAAAAAGAAUAUCACAUUUUUUCCAGCAGACAACAAACUCCUAAAUAAUAUUUUCAGAUGCAUUUCUGAGAUGGGAAAAAUUCACAUUUUCAACACACUUGCUGUUGGUUUUGUUGGAAUUUCAUUUCUUAUUUUUGGUAAAAUUCCUCCGGAACACAAUAUCUCUGCAGUCGUUUGCCUUGCUAUUUUGGAAUGUUUUAUCAGUUUUAACAGUGGUGGAUUUUACAAAUGUGGGACACUUCAUGCGAGACAAUUCUCAUCAAUUGUAAUAUCUGCAAUUCAAUUUACAAAAUGUAUUUCUCUAUUUUCUGGACCAGCUCUAGUUGCAUUUUUUGUAACGGAUGAAUCAAAUCAAACACAAUGGAGUCACGUUUUUAUGACACUUGCAGGAUUUUCAUUUGUGGUUAGUUCAAGGUUUUCUGCAGCCGACAAUUUUCCAGAUUAGCCUAAAAAUGGUGUGCUUACUGUUUCGUCUUUAUGAGUAUUAUUCAGGCCAAUAUUCUCUCAUUCAUAUUUUUCACGGAUAAACCGGCCAAAUGGACGGAAGAUGAUGCAGCUGUGAAGUAUUCGAAAAACGAAGACGUUGUUAAAAUUUAAUACUAAUAUAUUUUUUUGUAAAUUGAAAGAGUCCACGGGGUCGCCAAAGAUCUGUUAUACUGUCAAAAAUUGUUGAGUAGUUUAAAUUUAAUUUCCUGUUUCAGCGUCAUUAUUUUUUAAUAAUCUUCCGUUAAAAAGUGAUAUCAGAAGUGAUGUUUUCGAAAAGUCGAGGAAAUGUUUAAAAACAAGUUCAACUCAACUCAAAACUUCUACUGUUUCAGUAUGAUGUUGAAUUUCAGAGAAAAUUUGCACUCAUACAUGUAUUGUAUUUCAACUUAAAGUUGGCGGUUUAUUUAGGAACGCAGAUUUUUUUGUUUCUUUUUUUAAUUUGUGAUGUUUCGCAUAGUCCUCUUCUUCUUCUGAGAAAAACUCCAAUUUUAUAUGCCUUUAUUUUAAAAGUCAAUUUUUGUGAGAGUGAAAACUGUAAAUAUUUUUGUUUUGUUUGAAUAAAAUUCCCGAAAUUUUG
Messenger RNA from Caenorhabditis elegans, 2635 nucleotides. RefSeq names its product MFS domain-containing protein (gene Y4C6B.4). Gene Ontology annotation, cellular component: membrane. Bases 3 to 461 code for a protein of 152 amino acids. The transcript is spliced from 6 exons. The record is from RefSeq and is marked reviewed. Gene Ontology annotation, molecular function: transmembrane transporter activity. Lineage: Eukaryota; Metazoa; Nematoda; Chromadorea; Rhabditida; Rhabditidae. Gene Ontology annotation, biological process: transmembrane transport.